Oryzias latipes (Japanese medaka) is the source of this 2280-nucleotide messenger RNA. RefSeq names its product parvin, gamma (gene parvg). The record is from RefSeq and is a predicted model, not a curated record. Lineage: Eukaryota; Metazoa; Chordata; Actinopteri; Beloniformes; Adrianichthyidae. Gene Ontology annotation, cellular component: actin cytoskeleton; cytoplasm; focal adhesion. Gene Ontology annotation, biological process: substrate adhesion-dependent cell spreading; establishment or maintenance of cell polarity regulating cell shape; actin cytoskeleton organization. Gene Ontology annotation, molecular function: actin binding.
AAUCAUAGAUUUAUUUUAGGCCUUUUUAUUUUCUUCUCUCAUACCUUUGUUGCUAUGGUAACCUACAUUCCCCAAAUUGCCCCUUGUCUGGUUUAUGUGUGGUCCUUAGUCAUUAUUCCUCCAAAAAGGAAGUGCAUAUAGAGGGGGGGUAUGCUAUUUGUUCUUCUUUCUUCAUACAUUCCUGCACAAGUUUUCUGAUAUUAUUUGGACUUCAUGAUGUAAAAUUGAGAGAGCUUGGGGACCAGAUGUCUGCGGAUUGAUUCUCUCACAGACGGAGGUGUGUGAGGCAAACCUGAGUGCCUCAGGCCUUCAGGCGUCACGCUUUUCUCUGUUCUCCUAUGUGCAAACAAAUCAUUCGCGCCCAAGAGUUGUCCGUGCUCUUUUUCUUCCUAAAACGCACUCGUCUUUGUUCAAGUCUCAAAAUGCAGAUCGUGACACCGGCACAAACGGCCUCAUCAGGAAAACGCUGAAGGAAAAAGAGGAAGUAUGUGUUUUUUUGCAACAUGUAUUCGUUUGGGCUUCACUCUCUGUUUUCCCCUGAAAUAAUGGUUGGAAACUGAGUGCAUGCAGGUCCACCGCUCUAAGAGAUGUCACAACAUCCCCCUUUAGACUUGAACGCAGCCUUAAACGGCUUUUAGUGCUGUUUUGUUCGUGGGGUUGACAUCUGUGAAAGGAAAUCCGGUUUGCAGGGGAUUCAACAUUUCUUGAUCUCAGUGCGCUUGAGGCCUCUUGAGCAGAAACUUCAUUUGGAGGAGGAAACAUGGAUGCUGAUCCAUUUGACAAUCCCAUGUGCAAAAAUACUGUAGAUGCAGAGUCCUUUCAGGGAGAGAAAAGGAAACUUAUUCAGCCAACUUCUUUAAAGGACCCAAAACUAGAGAAUCUUAAAGAGGCAUUGGUUGAUUGGAUCAAUAGGACUUUGAAACCAGAGCACAUAGUGGUUCAGAGCCUGGAAGAGGAUAUGUAUGAUGGAUUGGUCCUUCAUCACCUGCUGUCCAGGUUGGCUGGGGUGCACUUGCCAGUGGAUGAGAUCGCUCUUACCACCUCCGCUCAGAUCCAAAAGCUUGAAGUGAUCCUCGAGGAGCUGAACAAGAGGCUGGGUCUGCAGGACAGCAGCGUGAUCAAAUGGAAUGUCAAACUCAUCCACAACAAAGACCUCCUGGCCACAAUUCAUCUGCUGGUUGCCAUGGUGAAGCACUUCCAGGCCGAACUAAAUCUGCCGCUGAACGUGAAGGUUGAAGUCGUGGUUGUGGAAGUCAGUCGAAGUGGCAUCAAAUCAGAAGUGCAGACAGAGGUCCUAACAGAAGACAGCAACGCAGGCUCCGACUCCACUGCCAAUUCGGAAAAGGAAGAUCCCAUUGAGCAACUGCUGAAGCUUGAGGCUCACAAGGUCAACACAGUGAAGAAGGCCAUCUUACAUUUUGUCAACCAGUCCAUGUCAACCAUUGGUCUGCAGGUGGCUGAUGUGGACAAACAGUUUGCUGACGGGGUGAUGCUGCUGCUGCUAAUCGGUCAGCUGGAGGGCUUCUUCAUCCCGCUGUUUGACUUCAACCUGACCCCUGUUAAUGAGUCUGAGAUGCUUCAUAAUGUGACCUUGGCUUUGGAGCUCCUGAAUGACGCUGGUUUGAAGCUGCCAAGUAUUGACCCACAAGAUAUCGUCUCUCAGGAUGUUGCCGCCACCUUGAAGGUCCUUUACGCCCUGUUCAAGAAGCACAGUGGUAAAUGAGAGACGAAGUCAUGUGGAGAGCAGCAGCAACAAACAUGGCUGAGUGGUGUUUGGCAAAUUCCCAAAUUAAAGUGUAAAGUGUAAAGAGCAAAUGGAUUUAAUGUAAAUCACAUCUUAUUGUAAUGGUAUAAAAGCAAUUCUGAGGACAUUAGAGGUAAUGCUGAGACAGACUAUUGUAGAGCUGACUCACUUACUGUUUAACAAACUGUUAGAAUUUGGAUUUUAAAAAUUAAAAACGACCAAAAUCAUCCAAAGAUUUAUUAAUUUAGGACAUAAUAAAUACAGUUUGAGAGGAUCAAACAUGUAGAAAGGAAAUAGCUGCAGUAAAGACAUCAAACAUUCUAAAAUUAUUAAGAAAUUCAAUGAUUAUAAAAGGUGAUGUUAUAAAUCAAUAGAAGGGAUUCCUUGUUUGUAUUUCAUGUUUUUUUUUCAAAUGUUCUGUUUCUCUCUUUUACCCAUAAUUGAUUGUUUUCAGUAUUUAUUUCUUGUAAUUCUGUGCAAAUAUCGUUUGAAUAAAUUUAAAUUUGGAGUGAAUUAAAAAAGAUUCUUGGAAUUGA